CCGCUCGAGGAGCAAAUGGGAGCGCAUGCUCCUGCUAGUCCCGCCCUCCCAGACACGUUGCCUUGGGAGAAGCAACACGGGCCGAUCACUGGAUGUUCUGCCUCCUCUCUCUCACGCCGCACGUCCAGCACAUCAGCUGCUCUCUGCCUACAGUCCUACUGGAUUUACCGCUAAACAAAGGAAGAACGACCAGCCGCUCCAUCCUGAGAAGGUCGGUGAUGGUCAGUGCUAUUUAGACCCUGCAGCUGAGGAUGUCUGCUACAGAUUCGGACAACUCCAUUGACUGGCUGGCUAGCGACAAUGAGGAUAAUGAGAACGAGCAGGAGCCUGACUGUACCAGAAAGCACAGCCAGACAGAAGCUCCUUUAUCCCCCUGUGCCUCUUCGCACCUGGGCCCGACUGACAGCAGCUGCCGCUGGAGCAGCGACUUGAAGGAGGGCGACGGUAACUGGAGCGGGGUCAGGGAGGUCUCCAGCCGGGGAUCUCCCGGCUGCAUGGAAAAAUGGGACAGAGACACCGCCACUGGACUGUGUAAAACACAGCAAGGAGAAAGAAUGAAUGGCAACAACACUCAGCAGGCACUGAAGAGACCCCGCGGCUCUACAGAGGACGAAUGCAAAGAACGGCAGCUCAUUGCCAACAUGUCAGAGAAAGAGAGAAUUUUUAGCAGCAAGUGCAUGGAGUUACAAUGCUACAUUCAUCCAUUGUCAUCAAUCUUGAAUGGCCUUCGUUCAGGGAGAUACAAAGAAAGACUCAGCAGUUUCCAGGAGAGUGUCGCCAUGGACCGGAUUCAGAGGAUCAUGGGUGUUCUGCAGAACCCCUACAUGGGGGAGAAGUACAUUAAUAUCAUUCUUAAAAUGGAAGAAAUGCUGAAGAGCUGGUUCCCUAAUGUAAAGCUUCAAGAACACCCACUCACUGUCACCCAAACAGAGGAAGCUGCUCCCACCAAGAAACUGAAGCUGUCUCCAGUUACCACAUCUGCAGCAGCGAGCGCCAUCACUACUAGCGAUCCUCCAGCCACCGCCAAAGCCCUGAGAGUCACAGAUCUCACUCCUCCUGGAGCUUACUCUGCCAAUAAUCUGAAGUGGCUCCACACGUCACCCAUUUGCUCUCCCACAGCAGAGCAGGCCCAGGCUGGUCCCAGGCCCCUGCUGACCCCCAGUGACAGAGACCUAACGCAGGACAGCGCCGUGUCCUCCAGCACAGACAGCCAAACUAAAACAAACUUGGUGCCCAGAGGCCCGCCGCCGGGCAAAAUCAACGCGCCCUGUCUAGAGAGGCUUCUAAAAUCGACGGACAGCAUCAUCACACGUAAGGGAACAGGGCGUUUGACGGACAGCAGCUGGUCCUAGUCCACACAGAGGGCUCGGUGUAAGCAGCGCGCAGAGGAGCCCCGCCUUACCCACCCUGCAGGGAGCCAAUCAGCUCACUUAGCUCAUUCCAGCCUUCAGGAGAGAUGAGAGCCUUCAAAAGGGAUCUUUUAAUAUGGAAGCGGUGUCGAUGAACAAUGUGACUUUUCUGUACGGCGGUGUACCCUCUCUAACACGACAACUAUCUGCUUUAUUUCCCUUUUUGUUGACUUAUCUCUUCUUUUUUCCCCCCUCUUCUCUCUUUUUAUUUUUGCACUCUUCAACAGCGUGUGUGAGAGUUGGAAGGAUAAAUUUCACAUGCCGUGAUACCGGAGAAAGUAUUUUCAUAACUGAAUUUGUUCGCACUGGCUUGUAGAUGUAAAAAAGAAAAAAAAAUACAGUCUGAGUAUCUGUGAAGCUGCCAUUACGAGUGAAAGAGAAAGAACUGAAGGAAAGGUUUGUGCUGAAAGGAAGGAAGAUAUGUCAGUGAUCUACAUAUUGUUGUGCUGAAAAUGUGGGUGAAAUGUGAUGUUGUUCCCCUCCCCUCCCAUGACUCCACUCUUAAGUUUAUUGAUGUGACUGUUACUCAUUUGUAUUCUUUAUAAAUAACUCUUUUGGUACAACUGUUCUACCUCAGCGAGCACCACGUCACGGUUAGUGAGUAAGAAUGUGAACACUAUGCUCAAAGUAAGGACACCUCGACAGAGCUACGGUGAGCCACCAAAUGGCCUCUGACGACAAGGUCUGCAGCGCAAAGUCUCCCCUCUUCUACAAACGGAGGAUGCUGUCUCAGUGGGGAUGCUCUCGUGGCCUGACUGGUGCCAGUGUAAAGAAUGUCAACUGCAGAUUUCUUUUUCGAGUCUCCCAGUAGAAGGCAAACAGUGCCUGUAACGUCAAGCUGUGCCUGUAAGCUGGUUUAAUAAAGAGAAAGAGAGAGAACCGUUUGGAAACCUUGCUCCUCUGUCCUCUGUGGGAUGUACAAAUCAGGAAUUCUCACUCUCCUGCCGUUUUCCUGUUUUGAGUAAGUUAUUCAGAUCUCGCCAACUAUUUUCUGUGGUGAAGCAGAACAAUAGCUUUUUUUUCCUUUUUUUUUUUGCCACAGAACUGGACAGUAUGUUGGACCAGCGGAGAGAUGGACAAGCUUUUUUGUCUGUGUAAAUCUUACAGGAAGGUUGUCAAUUUACCCUGAAAAGUGGCCUUUACAGUGUGAAAUUUUAUACUUUCAAAAUAAAUGUGGUUAUAUUUGUUUGAUGCAAAACAAAUGGCUACAGA
Messenger RNA from Maylandia zebra (zebra mbuna), 2621 nucleotides. RefSeq names its product circadian associated repressor of transcription b (gene ciartb). NCBI's taxonomy places the organism in Eukaryota, Metazoa, Chordata, Actinopteri, Cichliformes, Cichlidae. Gene Ontology annotation, molecular function: RNA polymerase II cis-regulatory region sequence-specific DNA binding. Gene Ontology annotation, biological process: negative regulation of DNA-templated transcription; circadian regulation of gene expression. The record is from RefSeq and is a predicted model, not a curated record. Gene Ontology annotation, cellular component: nucleus.